This is a messenger RNA of Lepus europaeus (European hare), 4742 nucleotides long. RefSeq names its product FERM and PDZ domain containing 1 (gene FRMPD1). The record is from RefSeq and is a predicted model, not a curated record. Gene Ontology annotation, cellular component: cytoskeleton. Lineage: Eukaryota; Metazoa; Chordata; Mammalia; Lagomorpha; Leporidae. The coding region runs from base 1 to 4674 and encodes 1557 amino acids. The transcript is spliced from 15 exons. Gene Ontology annotation, molecular function: protein binding.
AUGGAAGAGCUGGAAAGCAGCGUAUUCCAGACGCGGAGAGCGCACCGGCUAGAACAGAUGGUGGCGAGAUGGCUGCGGCGCUCGCGGGACAGCUCCGCCCGGGCUAAAGUCGCUGCUGCCGACGGGCCCCCUGGGACCCCAACGCAGACCCUCACCCCCGUGAGGCACACGGUCAGGAUAGACAAAGAUGCCCUCCUCCAGGACUAUGGAUUUCACGUUUCUGAGAGCCUUCCCCUCACGGUGGUGGCCGUGACGGCAGGAGGCUCUGCUCACGGCAAGCUUUUCCCGGGCGAUCAGAUCCUCCAAAUGAACAAUGAGCCUGCCGAAGACCUUUCCUGUGAGCGAGCCGUGGAUAUCCUCAGGGAAGCUGAAGAUUCUCUCUCCAUCACGGUUGUUCGCUGCACGUCGGGAGUCCCCAAGUCCUCCUUCCUGACCGAGGAGAAGAGAGCCAGGCUGAAGACCAACCCCGUGAAGGUGCACUUCGCGGAGGAGGUGCUCGUCAGUGGACACAGCCAGGGUAAUUCUCUGCUGUGCAUGCCCAAUGUGCUUAAGCUGUACCUGGAGAACGGACAGACCAAAGCGUUCAAGUUUGAGGCCAACACAACCGUGAAGGACAUCAUCCUCACGGUGAGGGAGAAGCUGUCCAUCCGCAGUAUCGAGUACUUCGCGCUGGUGCUGGAAGAGCAGUACAGCGUCUCCCGACUGCACCUGCUGCACGAGGAGGAGCUCAUCCAGCAGGUGGUGGAGAGGGAAGGGUCCUGUGACUCCCGCUGCCUCUUCAGGGUGUGUUUUGUUCCCAAGGACCCCCUGGACCUCCUGAAAGAAGAUCCCGUGGCCUUUGAAUACCUCUACCUGCAGAGCUGCAGUGAUGUGCUCCAGGAGCGCUUCGCGGUGGAGAUGAAAUGCAGCUCGGCGCUCCGCCUCGCCGCCCUGCACAUCCAGGAGCGGAUCUACGCCUGUGCCCAGCCCCAGAAGAUCUCUUUGAAGUACAUAGAGAAAGACUGGGGAAUUGAGAACUUUAUCUCUCCAACUCUACUCCGAAACAUGAAAGGCAAGGACAUCAAGAAAGCCAUUAGUUUCCAUAUGAAAAGGAACCAGAAUUUGCUGGAACCCCGACAGAAGCAACUUAUUUCUGCUGCUCAGCUCCGUUUAAAUUAUCUGCAGAUCCUUGGGGAACUCAAGACCUACGGCGGGAAAAUCUUUAAUGCUACUUUAAUGUUACAGGACAGAGAAUCCUACAUUGCCAUCUUAGUAGGAGCCAAGUACGGCAUUAGCCAGAUUAUCAACAGCAAGCUCAACAUCAUGUCCACGUUGGCCGAGUUUGCCAACAUCAGCCGCGUCGAGCUCACGGAAGAGUCUGAGAAAGUGAGCAUGGUCAAAGUGUACCUCCAAGACGUCAAGGUUCUGACUUUGCUGCUCGAAUCCAACAGUGCAAAAGACCUCGCCUGCCUGAUCGCUGGGUACUACAGGCUGUUCGUGGACCCAGUCACCUCCAUUUUCCUCUGGCCUGGAAACAAACAACAAGGGCACCGAGUGUCUGCUGAAGAAGGCUACGAGUCCAGGGCCUGCAGCGACUCGGAGGAGUCCUCGGAAGCAGACUGCGUACCGGAGCCCCUCUCCGAGAGUUGCCUGGGCCAGCUGGGCUCCUGCAGACCACUCGCCAAAGCCGAGCGGCGGCCUGGGAACAGUGGCGUGCCCGAGGCGGCCAGGAGAGGCCCGAGCACCUGCGGGGCCAGCAGCACGACAGACAGCGCCGAGUCCGAGGCCUCCGACUCCGCCAACACGGAGAGCCGGGGCUGCAGGACCAGCGGCUCGAGCGAGUCCAUGGACGCGCUGGAGGAGGACGACCUGGACGCCUGCUCCGCCAGCGGCGCCUCCUUCUUCCACUUUGGCUCGCCAGCCUUCCCCGAGAGCCUGGGCUCUGCCUGCCGGGAGGAGAGGGGCAGGCUGGGAGCCGGCGGCUUCUUCUGUCUGCUGGACUUGGCCCAGGGAGCCGGCCCUCCGUGCCAGAAGGCGGAGUUGUCCCAGAGUCCCGCUCCCGAGGCCUUCGGCUGUGGGGCAGAACUCAGCACAGCCAGGCUGGACCCCAGGCUCUAUGAGGGCAGCCGGUUCGACUACUACAGCCUGUGCUCCAGCGUCUCCCCGGUCAGCCACCUCAGCGACAGCUCGGACAGCACCGCGUCCCGGGGACAGCAGGCCUGGCCGGAGCCCCAGCCCAGCUCCAUGCCCCCGCCACCCCUGGCCCCUGAGGACGGCAGCUCGGAUGAAGAAUACUAUGACGCGGCCGACAAGCUCACACCCCCGGACAGCCUGGCAGGGCCCAGAGCCACCAUUGCUGCCGCAGAACCCAGUGGCCCGAGAGCGCAGGGUGAGGCCGGCACCUGCAGCUCGGCAGACAGCGCACGCCCCGGGCCCGGCGGCAGCGAGACGAGCAGAAGGGGUGGGCUGAAGAAGUACCCCAAGAGCCUGAGGAAAAGGCGGUCCCUCCUGCAGACCGAGUAUACCUCGCAGGUCUCCUUCCCCCUGGCGCCGGCGGCCUCCCUGGAGAGCCUAGACGACGUGUGCUACUACGACAGGGAGCCUUACCUCGCCCUGGGGGCCCCCUCGCCCACCGUGUCCUCCCUGCAGCACGUGCAGGGGGAGCCGGGCCUCCUGGAGACCAAGGCCCUGGGGCUGCUGGCGCCGCUCAGGGAGACCAAGAACAAGAACCCCGCGUCCAGGAUCAUGGAGAUGGAGCCCGAGACCAUGGAGACCAAGUCGGUCAUCGACUCCCGCGUGUCUUCCAUUUCUGCCAUUCGCCUCCGGGUUGACCCCGCUCAGAAAGAGAACUCCGGGGCUGCCCCUGUAACUGUCUCCGCGGGCGCCCCCUGCUGUUCUAACCUGGGGCUUCCUGGCCCAGACACUGCACAGACCAGACCUUGCCAAACCUUCCCUCCGCUUCAGGCCCCACCGAGCAGUGCCCCCAAAGAGCUCAGCGAGGAGCCCGGGGACAGCGGCCCCCCUAACCCAGACAGAGUGCCCCCGGCCAGCAGCCCAGGACCGCCAAACGGCCCUCAGGGAGACACCUGCGAGCUGGCAGGGCUGCGGCUGGAAGCGGGCCUGGGCUCGUCCUGUACGAAUCACGGGCAAGAAGCGGGCCCCCGGCACCCAGGGCCAUCGCGGCCUGCCAGGGAUGGGCCUGGGAGCAACGAAGGGGGAAUCAGCUCGGCAGGGGACAUGAGCCCGAUCCCUGCAGAGGAGGGGCAGCAAGGACAGCCGUCUUCGGGAAGUGACAGCUGGGUUCCGAACAAAGAUGGCACCAGCGGAUCUCGGGAGGAAGCUGGGAGGGAUUCGGGUGGCGCUGAGGGUUCCGUGUCACACACCGAGCCACAGGCCCCGGCUGGUGGGGUGAUGACCUCCCUCCCCUUGGAGCCUCCUGGGAUGGGUGUGGAGCAGACCCCACUGCCUCCCCCGGGACACCCCCUGGAACAAAGCAGAAAAACCCCCGGCCAGGCCUGCCAGACCCAGGAACAAGAACUAUUGGUGGAGUUAGAUUUGGAGCCUGAUUUCUUACUUGGGGAGCAGACCGUUCCCUCAGCCUUCCCUCCAGUGGGGGUCAAGGCAGAGCCACUUAACCACGUGCCGAGAGAAGACACAGCCCCAAGGGACGAAGCUCAGCAAGUCUGCUAUAAUCCUGGCCCUGCGCUGCCAAAGCCACUGCCACGCCCUCUAGGGGAGCCCCGCCCUCCAGGGGAGCCCCGCCCAGAAGCUUCAAACCCCUGCCCCCUGCCAGAAAGCGCAGAGGACCGGUCCAGCGUCUGCCUUGCCGCCGAGAACUCCUUCCUGUGCUUUGCCCCAGAGAGCCAUCCCGAAGUCUCCACCAGUCUCAGAAUGGCCACGGCUUUGGGGUUUGCAGGCCUGAAUGAGACCGUGGGCCCCAGGAUCGGGAUGGAGCAAUGCAGCUGUCAGUUCUCCUACGCCACGUGCUUCCGUGGCCUGCAGCCCGAGACGGAGGAAGAAGACAGGGACCCGGCAGCACACCCCACAGCCCCCCUCACCUCACCACCCUCUGCAGGAAGCCGCCUGGUUCUGCCCUGGAGGCCUGGCCGGGCCCACAGCUGCAGCACCGCGCCCCUGCCCAGGAAAAGCCACAUCUGGCCGGAGUUCUGCUCCAGGGCGCUGAGGCAGCUGAGAGCCACUCCUGCCAGCACCCCGGAGGGCUUCAUCCGGCUCCUGGAGAGCCUGCUGGAGCUGCAAGACAUUUUAGAAGCUUCCUGGGGGGUUGGCCACAAGCACCCCCCGGAGAAGUGCACCUGGCACUUUUCCGAAAGCCGGAGCCGCCUCUGCAUGGGCUCCCAGAAGCUGCUGUCCAGCUGUCAGCACGUGAUCAGGAUGGACCAGUCCCCCGAAGAGAUGCAGGGGGCCGUGCGCGACACCUUCCAGCACCUGGUGCAGCUGGCCGGCCUGUGCUUCCAGCUCACGGACUGCAGCCGCUGCUCCGGCCGGCACAGGGAAGCGGCCGGGAACCUGAGGGACGUGGUGUACACCUAUCACCAGUUUGUGGAGGCUGCCAGACUCACCUGCGAGAGGGGCUACCACGACCUGAGCGUGAAGCUCUUGGCCCGCCACUGCACGGCCCUCACGGCCGCCGUGUUCUGUUUGACCCAGAAGUUCCGGGCGUCCACCGCCCUGUGAGCCCAUCCACUGCGAGGAGGCCCCCUGCCUGCCCUGGACACCGCUCUGGACACAGCCCUUCCGGUCCC